UCUUAGUCGUUCUUAGUCUUGAUUAAGCAUUCGAAUUGGGUUCAUUACUGAUUGGAGCAUGCCACACAUAAUAUUUUUGUUCGUCGUAACAAUCGGGCUUCUCACUCAAAAUGUCUCAUCCCGAGCGGUUCCCGAUCACAGACCGCGAACAGAUCAAGCGAUUCGCCAAGCUGGAUUGCUCGAAAAUUACCUCUUUCCAAACUCCGUCGAGCUGAUCCUGGAGUCAUUUUACCUUGAUCACUGGGGCGUUCAGCUGUUCACCGAGCUCAACCGAACUCGGUACUUGUCCCUGCUGUACGGAAGCAUUCCAGCCGUCACGUUCGAAUCACCCAUUCUGGAGACCUUCUCGGUGGUGCAAACAAACACUUCCUCCUUCGAGGUCAGUCCCGUGCGUAAUUCCGUCCUAAAGACGCUGCAGAUCACCCGGAACAAACUGGCUACGAUCUCGCCCAGCAUUCGCCAACUCUCCGGAUUGACCACGCUGGACCUAUCCCAAAACGAGCUGGAGUAUGUGGAUCUGGACCUGUUUGCCGGCAUGAAAAGCUUGAAGAACCUGGACCUGUCGGUCAACCAGAUCAGCUCCGUCGACGCGUCGCCGGCACUUCAGCUGGGCAGACUGAGGAACCUCUGGGUCAGCUACAACCGGCUGCAGCGGUUCGAGGUGUUCCCGGGGGCCUUCCCGGCGCUGGAUACGGUGCGACUGAUCGGGAAUCGCUGGAGCUGUGGAUGGGUAGAUGGCGCCCGGCGGGACAUUAUGGAUCGACGGAUUACGGCGUUCGGAGUGGAUUACGGUUGUAGCGAGAGUCGUCAGGGCGGGUUGUGUUGUUAUAAUACGGAGGUGACAACGACGGAGGGAGGUGAAUUGUUGAGGGAGGGACCGUUGCUGGAGGAGAUUCAAAAGUUGACCAGCGAGUUGGGAGUGAAGCCGCUGGAUACGAGUGGGGAUCAGUCGCUGGAGCUGUUGACGAGGAGCAGUGGCAAUGGCCAGGAGAAGAUCCUGGUAGGAGUGAAGCAUGAUCAGGUGAAGGUAUUUUUUUAAUGCGAUUCAAAAAUAGAAUUAAUAUUGCAAUAGUUUAAGCACAUGUAUUUUUAAUUAAUUCAAAAACAGAUGAGAUACUAAUAUGAGAGGGAAAAUAAAUAACAUAUCGAUACAC
Culex quinquefasciatus (southern house mosquito) is the source of this 1154-nucleotide messenger RNA. Its product is annotated as G-protein coupled receptor GRL101-like. NCBI's taxonomy places the organism in Eukaryota, Metazoa, Arthropoda, Insecta, Diptera, Culicidae. Bases 59 to 1039 code for a protein of 326 amino acids. The transcript is spliced from 2 exons. Gene Ontology annotation, molecular function: protein binding. Gene Ontology annotation, cellular component: plasma membrane. The record is from RefSeq and is a predicted model, not a curated record.